UAAUGCCAGCUCACUAGGACGGUGGAUAUAUCUCACAAUCACUUAGUAUAAAAUGCACCUGUCGAGCUCAUGGUCAAACUACCCAAACACACUAGCCCACGAUGACAGUCGCACUCUUCAACCCCAUCAAGGUGGGGCACAUGGACCUCAGCCACCGCAUCGUCCUCUCCCCCCUCACCCGUUGUCGCACCUAUCCUAACCAUGUCCCCGGACCCUACGCAGCCGCUUAUUAUUCCCAACGCGCAUCCGUCCCCGGAACCCUCGUCAUCACAGAGGCCACCUUCAUCUCCCCGGCUGCUGGCGGGUGUGACUUCGUCCCUGGCAUCUGUACGGAGGAACAAGUCGCAGGAUGGAAGGAGGUCACAGAUGCCGUACAUGAGAAGGGGAGCUUUAUCUUUUGUCAGUUAUGGGCACUUGGGAGGGCAGCAUAUCCAGAUGUCCUCGCCAAGGAGUGUGGUGCUCCGCUUGUCUCUGCCUCACCUAUCCCACUCUCCAGAAGGCCUACACCUGUCCCGCACGCCCUCACAGAGCCGGAAAUAAAGGAAUUCAUCGAAACUUAUGUCACCGCCGCCAGGAACGCCGUCGCAGCAGGCUUCGAUGGUGUUGAACUUCAUGGCGCAAACGGAUACCUUCCCGACCAGUUCUUGCAAGAGGUGAGUAAUAUCCGGGAGGACGGGUGGGGUGGAAGUAUCGAGAAGAGAGCGAGGUUCAUGAUCGAGGUUGUGGAUGCUCUGGUGAAAGAGCUUGGGGCUGAGAGGGUCAGCCUGAGGCUGAGUCCAUGGAGUCCGUUUCAAGACAUGGGUCUCCCCGACCCUAAGCCACAAUUCUCUUACCUCGUAAGCCAGCUUCGGAAGUACGACCUCGCCUACCUCCAUGUCUGCGAGCCAGGCAUCGGUGGGAUUGUGGAUGCGGAUAUACCACCGGACAGUGACAUCGAUUUCUUGCGCGAGAUAUGGUGCGAGGAGGGCAAGAACCGAGUGUUUAUCAGUGCAGGUGGGCACACACGACAGACCGCAAUCGACACCGCGCAGGAGAAGGGGGGUUUGGUGGCGUUUGGAAGGUUGUUUAUCCCGAACGUGAGUCCUUUGAGCUUGUUCCAUUCUUGUGAAGAUCCGUGUUCGUUCUUCUUCAAGUUGUACAUUUUCCUUGCGUGUGUGCUGUCUUGCUGACAUCUACCUCCUCUUGCGUCUGAUUCUGUCCUCGUAUCCUAAACCUUCCAACAGCCUGACCUCCCGAUCCGCAUCAAGUACG
Suillus clintonianus is the source of this 1251-nucleotide messenger RNA. RefSeq lists its product as uncharacterized. The transcript has 2 exons. The record is from RefSeq and is a predicted model, not a curated record. Gene Ontology annotation, molecular function: NADPH dehydrogenase activity; FMN binding. NCBI's taxonomy places the organism in Eukaryota, Fungi, Basidiomycota, Agaricomycetes, Boletales, Suillaceae. Bases 102 to 1169 code for a protein of 355 amino acids.